AAGUUGCUAUCAAAUUUUGAAAAAUAAAUUUAACUUUUUAAAAAAAUAUUUAAAAAAAUAACUAUAGCCACAUAAGCAAAGCAAAAAAAAACAAAUUAUUUAAAAAAAGAAAAAGAAAAUUGUGUCUAUUCCUUAAAGGAAUUGAAAAUUGUGUUGUUGGAUUCUAAUAAAAAAAAAGAUUUUUUUUGCCUGCAUUUGGAUUCUUCUUUUCUUCUCUAACCCCAAAGCAGCAGCCACAAAACUGGAUUACAACAAUGUGGCUACUGGUUAAAAACCACACCUUUGCCAAGUCGGAUAUAUUUUGGAUAAAAUAUCUAACAUUAUUCCUUUUAAUAUUUUCCAUAUUACAAGGCAUUUCCGCAGCGGGUUCAUCGUGCUUGUCAGUGGGUUGCAAAAAUGGUGGUACAUGUAUAACAAAAACAAAUGGUGGCUCAUAUUGCAACUGCAGUUCAAAAUUUGUGGGAGAUUAUUGUGAAUUUCCCAAUCCCUGUCUUACCGGUCCCGGUCGCUGUCAAAAUGGUGGCACUUGUCAGGUGUCCUAUCGCAAUGAUCGUACAUUGGGCAUUUCCUGUGUUUGCCCCAUUGGUUAUACGGAAUCGUUGUGUGAAAUUAAAGUCCCUAAUGCCUGUGAUUCAUCGCCCUGUCAUCAUGGUGGCACUUGUAAUCUAAAAUCUUUGGAUGAAUAUACGUGUGCUUGUGUUAAUGGUUAUACAGGAAAACAUUGUGAAACGAAAAAUAUAUGUGCAACAUCACCCUGUCGCAAUGGUGGUACUUGCACCUCAGUUUCAGGCGGAACUAGCUACAAGUGUAUAUGUCCAACUGGAUUUAAGGGCAACACCUGUAUAGAUGAUGUCGAAGAAUGCAACAAUAAUCCCUGCAAACAUGGUGGCACAUGUUUAAAUACUCAUGGAUCCUAUCAAUGCAUGUGUCCGGCUGGUUAUACUGGUAAAAAUUGUGAAUCAAAAUAUGUACCAUGUUCACCGUCACCAUGUCAAAAUGGUGGCACAUGUCGAUCAACUGGUUUAACAUAUGAGUGCAAGUGUCCAGAAGGUUAUCAAGGUAAAAAUUGUGAACAAAAUAUUGAUGAUUGUCCUGGUCAUUUGUGUCAAAAUGGAGGUACAUGUAUUGAUGGCAUUAAUAGCUAUCACUGUGCCUGUCCCCCAAAUUAUACUGGCGAGAAUUGCGAAAAAGAUGUCGAUGAAUGUGCCAUAAGACCUUCUGUAUGUCAAAAUGGUGCUACUUGUACGAAUUCACAGGGAUCCUACUCCUGUAUCUGUGUUAACGGAUGGACUGGACCCGACUGUAGCGAAAACAUUGAUGAUUGUGUAGCAGCUGCCUGUUUUUAUGGAGCUACAUGUAUAGAUGGUGUGGGAUCAUUCUAUUGUCGUUGUACACCCGGAAAAACUGGUUUACUAUGUCAUUUAGAUGAUGCCUGUACUUCAAAUCCCUGCCAUGCCGAUGCUAUAUGUGAUACAAGUCCUAUUAAUGGUUCCUAUACUUGUUCCUGUGCUACCGGUUAUAAGGGUGUUGACUGCUCUGAAGAUAUAGACGAAUGUGAUCAGGGUUCUCCUUGUGAGCAUAAUGGUGUUUGUGUCAAUACACCCGGCUCGUUUAGAUGCAAUUGUUCGCAGGGUUUUACAGGUCCACGCUGUGAAACGAAUAUCAAUGAAUGUGAAUCGCAUCCGUGUCAAAAUGAAGGCAGCUGUUUGGAUGAUCCCGGCACCUUCCGUUGUGUCUGUAUGCCCGGCUUUACUGGUACCCAAUGUGAAAUAGAUAUUAAUGAAUGCCAAUCUAAUCCCUGUUUGAAUGGUGGUAUUUGUAAUGAUAUGAUUAAUGGUUUUAAAUGUUCGUGUGCUCUGGGCUUUACGGGUUCGCGUUGUCAAAUAAACAUCGAUGAUUGCCAGUCUCAGCCCUGCCGUAAUAAUGGCAUUUGCCGUGAUUCCAUAGCUGGUUAUACUUGUCAAUGUCCGCCCGGUUAUACUGGUCUGUCGUGUGAAAUAAAUAUCAAUGAUUGCGAUUCAAAUCCUUGUCACCGUGGUAAAUGUAUCGAUGGAGAUAACCGCUUUACUUGUGUCUGUGAUCCUGGUUUCACGGGUUAUUUGUGUCAAACCCAAAUAAAUGAAUGCGAGUCUAAUCCUUGUCAAUAUGGUGGUCAUUGUGUGGAUCGUGUUGGUUCCUAUAUGUGUCAUUGCUUGGCCGGAACUUCUGGUAAGGAUUGUGAGAUUAAUGUCAACGAAUGUCACAGCAAUCCUUGCAACAAUGGAGCAACUUGUAUUGAUGGCAUUAAUAAAUACACCUGUCAAUGUGUUCCCGGUUUUACCGGUGUGCACUGUGAGAUUAAUAUCAACGAAUGUGCCUCCAAUCCCUGUGCCAAUAAUGGUGUUUGUAUGGAUUUGGUUAAUGGCUAUAAAUGUGAGUGCCCUAGAGGUUUCUAUGAUCCACGUUGUCUUAGUGAUGUAGAUGAAUGUGCUUCGAAUCCCUGUAUAAAUGGCGGCAGAUGUGAGGAUGGUAUUAAUGAAUUUAUUUGCCAUUGUCCUCCCGGUUAUGGUGGCAAACGUUGUGAAAAUGAUAUUGAUGAGUGCUCCUCAAAUCCUUGCCAACAUGGUGGUUUCUGUGUUGAUGAACUGAAUGCCUUCAAGUGUCAAUGUAUGCCGGGUUAUACGGGCUUGAAAUGUGAAACCAAUAUUGAUGAUUGCAUUAAUAAUCCUUGCGCCAAUGGUGGUACUUGCAUUGAUAAGGUCAAUGGCUAUAAAUGUGUUUGUAAAGUUCCUUAUACUGGACAGGACUGUGAAUCAAAAUUGGAUCCUUGUGCUACAAAUCGAUGCCGUAAUGAUGCCAAAUGUACACCAUCACCAAACUUUUUGGAUUUCUCCUGCACCUGUAAAUUAGGCUAUACUGGACGUUAUUGUGAUGAAGAUAUAGAUGAAUGUAAACUUUCUACACCGUGCCGCAAUGGAGCCACUUGUCAUAAUGUUCCUGGUUCGUAUAGAUGUAUAUGUGCCAAGGGUUAUGAGGGCCAUGAUUGUGCCAUUAACACCGAUGACUGCGCCAUGUUCCCUUGCCAGAAUGGCGGCACUUGUUUGGAUGGUAUAGGCGAUUACACGUGCUUGUGUGUGGAUGGUUUUGAUGGUAAACACUGUGAAACUGAUAUCAAUGAGUGUUUAAGUAUGCCUUGCCAAAAUGGAGCCACGUGUCGACAGUAUGUUAACUCCUAUACUUGCACUUGUCCCUUGGGUUUUUCGGGCAUUAAUUGUCAAACCAAUGACGAGGAUUGUACGGAAAGUUCCUGUAUGAAUGGCGGCACUUGUAUUGACGGCAUUAAUAGCUAUAACUGUUCCUGUUUACCUGGCUAUACCGGCUCGAAUUGCCAGUACAAGAUUAAUAAAUGUGACUCCCAGCCUUGCCAAAAUGGCGCUACUUGUCAUGAGAAUGGAGAUGAAUACACUUGUCAUUGCUCGUAUGGUUAUACCGGCAAACAAUGUACCGAUUAUGUUGACUGGUGCACAAAAUCACCAUGUGAGAAUGGUGCCACAUGUACCCAAGUUAAAAAUCAAUUUAGCUGUCGUUGUGCUCCUGGUUGGACUGGUAAACUAUGUGAUGUAGAAAUGGUUUCUUGUAGUGAUGCGGCCAUACGUAAGGGAGUGUCUUUGGAACAGCUGUGUAACAAUGGUACUUGUAAGGAACAUGGUAAUAUCCAUAGAUGUUAUUGUAAACAGGGCUAUACGGGCAGUUAUUGUCAGCAGGAAAUCAAUGAAUGUGAAUCUCAACCUUGUCUUAAUAGUGGUACUUGUCGUGACUUAAUCGGUUCUUAUGCCUGUGUUUGUCGCAAAGGUUUCCAGGGGCAAAAUUGUGAAUUGAAUAUCGACGAUUGCUCUCCCAAUCCCUGUCAAAAUGGGGGUACUUGCCAUGAUUUGGUGAAUACCUUUAGCUGUUCAUGUCCUCCCGGCACGGCUGGUUUAAUCUGCGAAGUAAACGAAAACGAUUGCAAGCGUGGCUCCUGCCACAACAAUGGUACUUGUAUAGAUCGUGUAGGUGGCUUUGAAUGUGCCUGUCCUCCCGGCUUUGUAGGCUCUCGCUGCGAGGGUGAUAUCAAUGAAUGUCUCUCGAAUCCCUGUUCGAAUGCAGGUACCUUAGAUUGUGUACAAUUGGUUAAUAACUAUCACUGCAAUUGUAAGCCCGGCUAUAUGGGUAGACAUUGUGAAAAUAAGGUGGAUUUCUGUGCCAACUCGCCCUGUCAAAAUGGUGGUAUUUGUUCGCCCAAGCAGGGUGGUCACCACUGUCUAUGCACCGAAGGAUUUUAUGGUAAAAAUUGCGAAUUUUCGGGUCAUGAUUGCGAUUCAAAUCCUUGCCAAGCUGGUGCUUGUAUAAUAGAUGAUGGUGGUGGUUACCGAUGUGAAUGUCCGCGUGGUACAGAAGGUCGCCAUUGUGAACGUGAUACCAUGGAUGAAUGUACUCCAAAUCCCUGCCUACAAGGCGCUGCUUGUGACAAUCUUCUGGGCGACUUUGUUUGUCUUUGUCCCCGCAAAUGGUCGGGUAAACGUUGUGAAAGUUACGAUCCCAAUUACCCCGGCUGGGAAAAUGACCCUUCAAGAGGAGCUUCCGAAAAAUAUGCCAAGGAUUUGGAAUACCAAAGAGCCAUGUGUGUUAAAAGGGGAUGUGAGCAAAAGAAGGGCAAUCAUGUCUGUGAUCCAGAGUGCAACACCUAUGCCUGUAACUUUGAUGGUAAUGACUGUUCGCUGGGCAUUAAUCCUUGGGUGAAUUGUACUGCUCCCAUACAAUGUUGGCGUGUUUUUAUGGAUGGCAAAUGUAAUGAGGAUUGCAACAAUGCCGCUUGUCUGUUCGAUGGCAGAGAUUGUGAAAAGAAACUGCAACCAUGUAAUCCCGUCUAUGAUGCCUAUUGUCAAAAGCACUACGCCAAUGGUUUCUGUGAUUAUGGCUGCAACAAUGCCGAGUGCAACUGGGAUGGUUUGGAUUGCGAGAAUUCAGCCGAAGCUCCUAAUCUGGCAGAUGGGGCCAUUUCCGUUAUAGUGCUAAUGGAUUUGAAACAAUUCCGCGAACAGCAAGUAGUGUUCCUAAGAGAAAUGGGUCAUCAUUUGAGGACUACAGUUCGCAUUAAAAAAGAUUCCAUGGGUAAUGAUAUGAUUUUCUCUUGGAAGGGCACACAACCUAUCAAUGACAUACAAAAUACCGAAUUUGGUCGCAAAAAUAAAAUCUUAUUCUCGGAGCGUAUAGGCCAAACGGGUAUACAAGUUUAUCUGGAAAUAGAUAAUCGCAAAUGUACUGAAUGUUUCUAUAGCGCUUCGGAGGCGGCAGAGUUUUUGGCAGCCACUGCUUCAAAGUAUACAUUGUCAGCGAAAUUCCCCAUAUACAGUGUAAGAGGUGUCACAAAUCCCGGGGAGGAUGUUAUGGAUUCACCCACAAAUGUUAAAUAUGUCACCUUAGGUAUUAUACUCGUAGUGUUGGCUUUCGCCCUAUUUGGAGUGUUGGUAACGACACAACGUAAGAGAGCUGCUGGCAUAACAUGGUUCCCCGAAGGCUUCCGCACUCCAACCAUCAAUCCUCAACGUAGACGUCGUGAUCCUACCGGACAAGAAAUGAGAAAUCUCAACAAAAACCCCUCAAUGGCAUGUAUGAGUAAUGAUGUUAAUAUGAAUUCCGGACACAUGGGACAUGCCCCGCAAUGGUCAGAUGAUGAGUCAGAUGUACCGCAACCCAAACGUUUACGCAAUGAUCAUGGUGGUUAUGCCAGUGAUCAUACAAUGGUCACCGAUUACGAAGAAGCUGACAAUCGAGUAUGGUCUCAGGCCCACUUGGAUGUGGCCGAUGUAAGAUCCUCAAUUAUGACUCCACCGGCUCAUCAAGAUGGCAAACAUGAGGUCGAUGUUAGAGGCCCUUGUGGCAUGACUCCUCUAAUGGUAGCUGCAGUACGUGGUGGUGGAAUAGACACUGGUGAGGAUAUUGAACAAUCCGAAGAUGCUACUGCACAGGUUAUUUCUGAUCUCCUGGCUCAAGGAGCCGAACUUAAUGCCACAAUGGAUAAGACAGGAGAAACUUCAUUGCAUUUAGCGGCACGUUAUGCCAGAGCUGAUGCGGCCAAACGUUUGCUAGAUGCUGGUGCCGAUGCUAAUUGCCAAGAUAAUACCGGUCGUACUCCUUUGCAUGCAGCAGUAGCUGCCGAUGCCAUGGGUGUUUUCCAGAUACUUUUGCGUAACCGAGCCACUAACUUAAAUGCACGCAUGCAUGAUGGUACCACUCCCUUGAUCUUAGCUGCUAGAUUGGCAAUUGAAGGCAUGGUAGAGGACUUGAUCACAGCUGAUGCCGAUAUAAAUGCUGCUGAUAACUCGGGCAAAACGGCUCUUCACUGGGCUGCUGCUGUCAACAAUACCGAGGCUGUUAACAUAUUGCUGAUGCACCAUGCUAAUCGUGAUGCCCAAGAUGACAAAGACGAAACACCACUCUUUCUGGCAGCCCGCGAAGGUUCUUACGAAGCUUGCAAGGCCUUAUUGGAUAACUUUGCUAAUCGCGAAAUCACUGAUCACAUGGAUCGUUUGCCCCGUGAUGUGGCCUCAGAACGCCUGCACCAUGAUAUUGUACGCCUGCUCGAUGAACAUGUACCACGAUCACCUCAAAUGAUAGCUAUUGCACCACAAACUAUGAUUGCUUCACCACCACCGGGAAGUCAACCUCAAAUGAUAACACAACCCACGGUAAUAGCAUCUGGCAAACAACCCUCUAAAGCAGCACAAGCUAAGGCAGCAAAAAAAGCCAAACUCUUGGAAGGAAGUCCAGAUGGUCUACUCGACAACGGCGGCAGUUUGAGACGUAAGCCGAGUUCAAAAAAGGGUUUAGGACAGGCUUCAAAAAAGGGAAGCAGCAACAACAACAGCAACAGCCUUACGGCAUCACAGCUGCUGAAUGGCUUGGCUGGUGGCCAGACGGUGGUGCAAAACCCCGGCUCGGUGGAGAAUCAACAGCAGCAAUUGCUGGAUGCAGCACUCAAUUCAGUGGACUCACCACCACCCACGGCCCUAACAAGUCAACCGAGUCCCUACGAUACAACAUCGAUGUACUCGAACGCCAUGACGGGCGGUGGUCAGGGAAACCAACAUCACAACGAUCUGCUGGGGAACAACAAUGUAAAGCACCCGCCGAGCUAUGAGGAUUGCGUUAAGAACGCUCAGUCCAUGCAGUCGCUGGUGCCGCAACAAAGCCACGAUAUGAUAAAAAUGGAAAAUUAUGGUUAUUCCAUGGGUUCGCCCUUUCAUCAGGAACUGAUGAAUGGCAAUCAGAAUGGUAACAAUGGUUUAAACGGCAACAAUAUGAUGGGUGGCCAUGAGCAAGGUCUCAGUCCACCCUAUUCCAAUCAAUCGCCACCACAUUCCGUACAAUCGAAUAUGGCAUUAUCACCUCAUGCUUAUUUGGGUUCUCCCUCUCCUGCCAAGUCACGGCCCAGUUUGCCCACAUCACCUACACAUAUGCAGGCCAUGAGACAUGCCACGCAUCAAAAGCAAUUCUGUGGCAAUAACUUGAAUACAUUGUUGGGUGGAAGCGGUGCUUCUGCGCUACAAUCACAAAACUCACCCAACAGCAUGAAUUUCCAAACUCCUAGCAGUCAAAAUUCACCAGUUAGUUUGGGCAUUAUUUCGCCCACUGGUAGUGAUAUGGGCAUUAUGAUGGCCGCCAAUCAACAGCAGCAGCAACAGCAACAGUUGCAACAGCAGCAACAACAACAACAGCAGCAGCAACAAAACAAGAAUAGUGCAAUAAUGCAAUCAAUGCAGCAACAACAACAACAGCAAAUGGGUGGUAAUAAUAAUGGAGGUCCGGGAAUGGAUUUCAGUUCAGCAGGCUUGGACUUGAAUAGUUUUUGUGGAUCACCGGACUCAUUUCACUCGGGUCAAAUGAAUCCCCCCUCCAUACAAAGUUCAAUGUCAGCCUCAUCGCCCUCGACCGCCAACAUGUUAUCACCAUCAUCACAACACAAUCAGGCCUUUUAUCAGUACCUGACACCACCCAGCCAACACUCGGGCAGCCACACACCACAACACAUGGUCCAAACUCUAGACAGUUAUCCCACACCAUCACCCGAAUCGCCCGGCCACUGGUCAAGUUCAUCGCCCCGAUCCGACUGGUCAGAAGGUGUACAAUCGCCGGCUGCCAAUAAUCUCUAUAUUUCAGGUGGUCAUCAGGCCAACAAGGGUUCAGAGGCGAUUUACAUUUGACAAUGAAUGAAAAAAGAGAGUUAAAACGAAAAGCUCUCUGUGUAGUUAAGAGAAUUAUGAAGCAUCAUGUUUUAUUGAUGCUUUAAAAAUGCUAAAUGCAAAGAGACUUAUAUAAAUAUACAUAAUAAUAUAUUAUUAAUAUUUAGGUGAAUAUUUAACGAAAACAACAACAAAAGCCCAACAAAUAAAACGAAAUUUUAAACUGUGCUUAGUUUGUAAGUGAAACAAAACAAAACAAAAAAAAAAGAGAACACUUGUGUCUGUUUUAAAAACAGACUCAAGGGCUGCUAAGUUAAAAAAAGCCAUAUUUUUAAGCUUAACACAUAAAUGCAUACGAAACAAUCAAAUAAGAUUGUAUUAGAUGAAAAAUAAAGGAAGUAAGAUCAUUAACAAAAAUACGAUUUGUAUAAAAGUAUAAAUUAUAAAAUCAGCUUAAAGAAAUGAAACUCAUUUUGAGAAUCUCCAAACACCCCCCCAAAAAGAAAAAAAAAAGAAACAGAACAGAAUAUGAAAUAUGAAAAUCUCUUAUUUAAAAAUAUAACAAGAAUUCUUUUUAAUUUAAAUAGUAGAUUUUUAGUAUUUAAAGCAUUUUUUUCUCAUUUAUGUAAUGUAUAAACUUUAAAUUAGGCUCUUAAGGGAAGGCAAAAUAAGGACAUAUUAGGAAAUUUAAGCAAUUUUAUUUGACAUUAAUUGUAAAGCAUUAGGGAUGACAAGCAAAAUUCAAACUUAACUGACUUAUUCACAAACAUUUAUAGAAGGUUUAUAGAACAAAUUCUGUAUGAAAAUUUUAUUUAUAAACCUUUGAUAAAACUUUAUGAAUAAGACCCUAAAUGUUUAGCAAUAGCUUUAAAAGCGUAAUGUUUUCUUUGGGCCAAUCACUCUUAGCUUUUUACUCAUGAUCUCGAGUAAUUUCGCUUUAAUAUUAACUGUUCUUUUUAUGCCGAUCACUGUUAGAGAGAUUGACAAAGCUUUUUUGCUGUAUUUUUGUAACAAAUUUGUGAUGCCUUGCUAAUAUUUCGCUUUAAUCUUUUUGGA
Molecule: messenger RNA, 9257 nt
Organism: Lucilia cuprina (Australian sheep blowfly)
Lineage: Eukaryota; Metazoa; Arthropoda; Insecta; Diptera; Calliphoridae
Gene: N
Product: neurogenic locus Notch protein
Exons: 10
Coding region: 255-8222 (2655 amino acids)
Biological process (GO): cell differentiation; regulation of developmental process; multicellular organism development
Cellular component (GO): membrane
Molecular function (GO): protein binding; calcium ion binding
Source: RefSeq, a predicted model, not a curated record